This is a messenger RNA of Racocetra fulgida, 1020 nucleotides long. NCBI's taxonomy places the organism in Eukaryota, Fungi, Glomeromycota, Glomeromycetes, Diversisporales, Gigasporaceae. The record is from the annotation of a GenBank genome assembly.
AUGACAACUUCUCCUAUUUCUUACUCGUACUUAUCUCAAAAAAUUACAAACUGUGAACUUCCAUCCACAGAAACUUUAAACACAUUCUCAAAAGCUCAACAAAUAGAAAUCUUAAAAUUAUGCUAUGAUGCACAAAAAAGAUUGCUUAAUAAACUACUUGAAGAUAAAAAAUUAGAACAUGCUGAUGUUGAAAUUCCAGUUGUACAACUACCUAAAAGAAUCAACAAAAAUCAAUCGUCAAAGUUAAAACUAUGGGAGCUUUGUCCUUGGUUAUCUAAAGAUUAUUUUUCAAAAAUUAAAUCUGAUUUUACGCCACAUCUUGAAGCAAACAAAAUUACAGAGCUAACAACAUGGUCACAGUUAGGAUAUUCAGCUAGAGAAAGUUGGGUCGAAGAUGUAUAUACUAAGCAUAGACUUCAAAUUGGUUCCAAUAAAUGGAUUGUGCAAGAAUGUUUAAAACAAAAAUUAAAUGAUAGAGCUAAAAAAAAAGGUCUCAAAGUUACUAUGCCGAAUAUACAAGUUGCAAGUAGUGAUGAUGAGCCAGAAGUAGUGCAACAAUCGACUAGUAUUUUUAAGAGAUAUGCAAUGAUAAACAAAGAAAAUAUAGAUUUAUCUUUCAGAUCUAGUAAAGAAUUUGGAGAAAUUGACCCAGAAAUAAAUGAUAACGAUGAUUUGGAAUCUUUUAGUAGCAAUUUUUACGAAAAUUGUGAUAGUUCUACCUCUAAUAGUUAUGCAACACCCUCUUCUAGUACCUACAUUGCCCCUGCAUCCAAUAGCCACAUUACCCCCACUUCUAGCAAUUAUGCCACCCCAGCUUCUGGCCAUUAUAUUGAUCCUACUUCAGACAGUGAUAACGAGACAGGUGAAAACAUUUUAUCACAAAAUCUUAAAGGUGAUACCAAUUCCAAGAAAUGCGAUCAAAGAUUAAAAGGUUCCUUACCAAAACGGGUCCGAAAAGAGAAUGCUCAAUUACUAUUAUCACCAGCUAACAAAAAAAGGAUGGGAAAUUCAAAGUCUUAA